Messenger RNA from Triticum urartu, 3266 nucleotides. RefSeq names its product MEI2-like protein 5 (gene ML5). The record is from RefSeq and is a predicted model, not a curated record. Gene Ontology annotation, molecular function: RNA binding. Lineage: Eukaryota; Viridiplantae; Streptophyta; Magnoliopsida; Poales; Poaceae.
GAGAGAGACGAGAGAAGAGAGAAAAGAUUUCGCCUUUCCCCUCAUCUCCCAAGAAAUCGCUCCGUCCCGCGAACCAACGCAGCAGCACGCCCGGGCCGGAGACCAAGGCCAGGGCAAGGAUUUCUCCGGCCGCCGAUUCAGUCCAGCUGCUAGGGUUCCCCCGCCCCGCCGCCGGAGGCGCCAGGUGCCCAUCCCCGAAUGCACUGAUGGACCGAUCGCCGGCACCUCUCAGCCCACCAGGUUUCGCUGUGCCGCUCGCCGUCAAGAAGCGGCAGCAGGCGGCGCCGGGCUACAGCAGCCCGUGGGGAGUCCCUCCGGCGCCGCCCCUGACAAACAACAACCCCAACCCGCCCAAUGGCCUCAGAGCCGGCGACACCAGCAUCUUCUCCACCUCGCUGCCCGUUCUGCCGCACGAAAAAUUGAACUUUCCUGACUCCGCACAUGGCACCCCUUCGAUGGACGACGCAUCUGCUAAACUGAAAGAAUUCGACGAUGAUCCUCAGGGGAACGACUACCCGUUUGACUUUGAUCUGCGGCAGAUCGACGACCUGCUGCCCGAUGAGGAUGAGCUUUUCGCUGGGAUCACGAAUGAGAUCGAGCCGGCAGGGCAGACUAACCCCGCGGAGGAACUGGAGGAGUUUGAUGUCUUUGGAAGUGGAGGGGGAAUGGAGCUGGACUCGGACCCUCUGGACAGCAUCACAGCUGGUCUGGGGAAUGCAAGCAUAGGCGAUGGGAUCAGGGCCAAUGGGGUAAACAACAAUUUCGGUCUGUCAAACAGUCCUGGAGCUGUGGCUGGGGAGCAUCCGCUGGGGGAGCACCCUUCCAGGACAUUGUUCGUGAGGAACAUUAACAGUAACGUCGAGGACUCUGAACUGCGCUCUCUCUUUGAGCAAUUUGGGGAUAUCCGGACCCUCUACACCGCAACGAAGCAUAGGGGCUUUGUAAUGAUAUCUUAUUUUGAUAUCCGAGCUGCACGUGGUGCAAUGCGUUCGUUGCAGAAUAAGCCUCUGAGGAGGAGAAAGCUUGACAUUCAUUUUUCUAUCCCAAAGGAGAAUCCAUCUGACAAAGAUUUAAACCAGGGGACUCUUGUUAUCUUUAACUUGGAUCCGUCAGUUUCUAAUGAAGAGGUUCGCCAGAUUUUCGGAACUUAUGGGGAAGUAAAGGAGAUAAGAGAGACGCCUAACAAAAAGCACCAUAAGUUUAUUGAGUUCUACGAUGUUAGGGCGGCAGAAGCUGCUCUUCGGUCACUGAAUAAGAGUGAGAUUGCUGGAAAACGUAUCAAGUUGGAGCCAAGUCGUCCUGGUGGAACACGCAGAAGCUUGGUGCAACACCUUGGUCAUGAACUAGAAGAUGAACCCAGAGGUUAUAGGCAUUCUCACGUCGGAUCGCCUAUGGCUAACUCUCCUCCAGGGGCAUGGGCUCAGUAUGGUAGCCCAACCGACAACAAUUUGCUGCAUGCAUUCAGCAACUCACCUACUGGAAACGGAAUGAGCCCUAUCGGAAUGUCCCCUUCAAUGAUGUCAAAUGCUCUGAAGAUUGCACCAAUUGGGAAGGACAACAACUGGUCUAAAUAUGAUCAAGUAUUCUCAAACAGCAACCAGUCCCUCGGCGCUGCGUUUCAGCACUCACAGUCAUACCAAGAUCGCAAAAGUGACCAUAUGAGCUCGAGUCCUGGGACAUUAACAGGGCCUGAGUUUCUGUGGGGCAGCCCAAAGCCUUAUCCGGAGCAUUCCCAGUCCUCAUCAAUGUGGCGUCCACCACCAGUUGGUCAUGCAAUGUCAUCUAGUAGCCGCCCUCAGGGUCAGGGCUUCCUGUAUGGUAGUCGCCAGGCUUCAUUGUUCGGAUCUUUGGAUCAAAACCGUCAUCAUGUUGGGUCUGCCCCUUCAGGAGCUCCGUUUGAGAGCCACUUCGGAUUUUUGCCUGAAUCGCCUGAGACAUCGUUUAUGAAUCAAGUUAGGUUUGCAAAUAUGGGGAACAUUGGCGGUGCUAACCGAAACGGGGGAAGCCUCAUGCUGAACAUGGCUUCUCGUGCUUCCCUGAAUCCUGUCUCUGCUCUAAGUGGAAGCCUGACAGAUAAUAACUCUACUAACUUCAGACCAGUACCAUCGCCAAGACUUGGGCAACCACCAUUCUUUGGGAACACCACAUAUCAAGGACCUGGUUAUUAUGGACUUGACAGCUCCACCAUUGAGCGUGGUCGUAACCGCAGAGUUGACAGCAGCGCGUUCCAGGCAGAUAGCAAGAAGCAGUAUCAGCUUGAUUUGGACAAGAUCCGUAAAGGGGAGGAUACUCGGACAACAUUGAUGAUUAAAAACAUCCCAAACAAGUACACAUCCAAGAUGCUUUUGGCUGCAAUUGAUGAGCUCCACAAAGGAACGUAUGACUUCUUCUACCUGCCAAUUGAUUUCAAGAACAAAUGCAAUGUUGGUUAUGCGUUCAUUAACAUGAUAUCCCCUGUGCACAUUGUAUCUUUCUACCAGGCUUUCAAUGGGAAGAAGUGGGAGAAAUUUAACAGCGAGAAAGUAGCGUCAUUGGCUUAUGGUAGGAUCCAGGGAAGGAAUGCACUAAUCUCACAUUUCCAGAAUUCAAGUUUGAUGAACGAGGACAAGAGAUGCCGUCCCAUUCUUUUUCAUUCCAAUGGACCAGAGACUGGAAAUCAGGAACCAUUCCCAAAUGGGAUAUGCAUCCACAUGCCUCUGGAUGGUGGGGCAGGCUCCAGCAAGGAGCCCCUCGGCUUUGAAGAGGACGACAAUCCCAACGAGAUCAAGAUAUCCGGGGAGAAAUCCAUGGUGGGGAGUUUGUAGAUUAUAUAACCAACGAAGAGGCUCGGAGUCGCCGCCGCGGAGUCUAACUGUCUUGUGACGAAAGGCGGUGUCCACCCCCAAACUGUAUAAAAGUGAGGAAGAUUGGUUUAGUAGUGCAGGAAUUAUGGCGUGGCGUGGCAUGGCGCAUCUACCGGUUUUUGUCGCAGCGGAUGUCGCCCCCCUGAAGCAGCGGCUUUGAAUCGCAGUCGGGAGUUUGCUAGGUCCCCCCCUCUUUUGACCCCCCGAACUCUGUACAGAUAGAUGUGGGGAGUUGAUGAUGACUGGAUGAUGAUGCUUUUGGUUUGGUUUUCUGUAAAGAACACCAAUUGUACAGUCGGAUGGAUACUUGUGCUAGUUCUGCAUGCUUUUAUUUUCUGUAUGGUUGAAACUCAACUCAAGACGGGUCUAAUCGGGUGAUGCCAGUGUGGAAAUAUGAAUCCCCACAUUGUGCAUUAUAAGUGA